UUCCUGGAAGCAGACGGGAUGUUGGAUGGAGAAGGUGUCGUCUUGCUCUUCAUCAUUGGUGGAGAGGUGCUUCGCAGGCCUCUCAGUGGCUGUAUCACAUCAGGAGACAUGGAAAGAAUCUCAUGGCUCCAAGUCCUCACCCUGGUCCUCUGCAGAGAAAGUCCUCAACGGACAGUAUUGAACGGAGAAAGAAAGAGAUGCCAAAGAUCCCCACCACCCCCACCAGUCCCAUGUCCCCCUCCUUCAGCUCAGCAGGGGUUCCCCUGUCCCCUUGCCUGGCCACUGGAGUAACCAUCAGGGACAAGUGCAUCGAGAUGCUGGUUGCUGCUCUACGCACCUCAGAUAACUUCAAAGAAUUUGAGACAAACUGUGACUCGUUGGCAGCAGAGAUUGAAGAUCAUAUUUACAAGGAGAUGGGAGCCACAGAUAUGAAGUAUAAAAACAGGGUGCGGAGCCGCAUCAGCAACCUGAAGGACCCCAAAAACCCUGGGCUGCGGAGGAACGUCCUGGCUGGAGGCAUCGAGCUGAGACGCUUCGCCAUCAUGUCUGCUGAGGUACUUCUAUCUGAUGAGCUGAAGCAGCUGAGGAACAAUCUGACUAAGGAGGCCAUUAGGGAACACCAGCUGUCCAAAACCAGCGGUACCAUUUCUGAUCUGUUUCAGUGCAGCAAAAAGAACUGCACCUACAACCAGAUGCAGACCCGCAGCGCUGACGAGCCUAUGACCUCUUUUGUUCUUUGUAACGAGUGUGGGAACCGCUGGAAGUUCUGCUGAUGUGGCCCAGCUCCAAUGACGAUGUUGCAGACCACAUUUUUCUAUGAGGGGUUAUAAUGUUUAGCAAUGAGUAAUU
Oncorhynchus tshawytscha (Chinook salmon) is the source of this 849-nucleotide messenger RNA. RefSeq names its product transcription elongation factor A protein 3-like. Gene Ontology annotation, molecular function: zinc ion binding; nucleic acid binding. The transcript has 8 exons. The record is from RefSeq and is a predicted model, not a curated record. Gene Ontology annotation, biological process: DNA-templated transcription. The coding region runs from base 123 to 773 and encodes 216 amino acids. Lineage: Eukaryota; Metazoa; Chordata; Actinopteri; Salmoniformes; Salmonidae. Gene Ontology annotation, cellular component: nucleus.